Coregonus sp. 'balchen' is the source of this 4020-nucleotide messenger RNA. NCBI's taxonomy places the organism in Eukaryota, Metazoa, Chordata, Actinopteri, Salmoniformes, Salmonidae. The record is from the annotation of a GenBank genome assembly.
AUGCCCAAACCGACGACAUGUCCCUUCUCAGGCUCCCCUCUGUGGCUGGCAUCCGUUGCUCUGAUGGUGCAGUCGGUGAUCUCCACUUCUUCGACCUACCGGAGACCUGCACUGCGCGGCGGGGGGAAGAGAACAGGGUUAAUGGAGAGGACGCUGAUUCUGCUGGAUGUCAACACCCGCAGUCCAGUUCAAGUUCUAAACGACAACUUCCUCUCUUUACAGUUAGAUCCGUCCAUUAUAAAGGACGGGUGGCUGGACUUCCUGAGGUAGAUUCCCUUCCCAAUCAGUCUGCUGUAUCAUGUUUGGAUCAAAUGCAUUGUUUUUGGUUUAGAGGUCUCCGUUGAGCAUGAUCGGAUUAAAUUAUAUUACUAUAUUAUGAUAUCAGGGAAUCGUUAAACCAUUUCAGAUAGUUGGUUGAUUUGUGCAUCGGGCCUUUGUUUAGGUGACAUUAGAUAUGGGGUAUAUGGAAAUAUGCAGUGGGGUAGAAAUUGUAGCAGGCCUAACUUCAUAAUAACGUUGUCGAGCUUUACGCAUCGAUCACACCGACAGUGUCAUUGCAUUUAGGUACAUCAGAAAUUCAUUCAUUUCCAAUUGAACGCUGCGUUUGCAUUGCAGCAUUGUAUUGCAGAGGCAGUUGCAGUGCGUUCUGUGUGGUGCAUAUGUGGAAUUUAUCGAAUGUAUGUAUCAAACUGUAUGCGAAAACGGCUUGACAGAAAUGGUAGCAGAAGGUGAAUGUUGAACUUUUGUUGCAUACAUUUCCAGAUGAUGCUGCAUACCAUUUUGUGCAAGACACUGUCGGUGUUAUCGAGGCGUUACCAUUUUGUCUGUAUAAUAUAGUAGCCUAUUUUCCCACUUCAGUUUAGACACCUUUUGACACCUUACAUCAUUCUCCUGUGGCAUGCGUGCAUCAGCCUACCCACUGGGUACACACUGGCUAAAUCAACGUCGUUUCCACGUCAUUUAAAUGAAAUUACGUUGAACCAACGUGGAAUAGAGGUUGAAUUCACGUCUGUGCCCAGUGGGUACACAGUAUGUAACUUAUUAACAUAUCUUUAACCUAGUGGUGUUAAUAAUAGGCCUACAUAGUUGUGGAAUAAUACCACUUUCUCAUUCGUAUCAAUGUUUCUGUGUUCUACACAAUGUUUAUGCGGAGAGAGAGAGAGAGAGAGAGAGAGAGAAAGAGAGAGCGAGAGAGAGAGAGAGAGAGAGAGGAAGUUCACUGCUGCAACGCACACGUUGGGUAUGGAGGGGAAUGGUUUAUAUUGGUAGUAGUAGUAGGUCUACAUGGUGCGUAUGAGGCUCCCUGAAGACUUUCCGUAAACAGAGGUUUCUUAUUUCCAAAGAAAGGUCCACUGUUAUUGUCUGGGAGGAGAGAACGAGGUCAUGGCAUUCUAACCUAGCUGUAAGAUCUAAGUAUGAUUCAUUAGAAGUGCAAUAGAGUAUCAGAUUAUCUUACUCUAUAUCGACAUGUUUGUAAUCAUGAAAAACAGUCGGAAUUGGCUUCUCAGAUAUUAUUGGAGCCACAGAAUGUGGUGCCCUGGAAGGAAACCAUUUCAGCUUCCAAUCAGCUUUGGCUAUUGCGCAAAGUUCUCAGAUUUAACCUUUACCAGUCAGUGGGAAACUUUGGGGUCAGGAUUUUAGCAAAAAUGUAAUUCUGGGUUAACUAGAUGAAAAUUGUUAUUCCCAGAAGAAUGCUUUCAAUCAUAUGGAUCUAUAACUUCAGUCGAUGCUGUCUAUUCAAUAUCCGUGUAUUGCCUGUUUGAUUUGUAUUAUGUCAACCUUCAGCAAGUAAAUGUUGUCUGCAUCAAUUUUAUAAUAAUAAUGAUAAUGAUCCUCAUCAUGAAAAUAAUAAUAUUCAUAACAAUCAUAAUAUUCAUAAUAUCAAUAACACCCUCAUGUGAUUAAACAAUUAUAGCCUUCUAGCAAGUUUUUGCUUUACUUUGGUUCAUACUUUUCACUGUUUUCCUAUCUGUCUGUAUUCACUGACAAUUUCAAUGCACAUAAAAAAAGAAAAAAUAUUCUCGCAUAUUUAUUUAUUUAAAUUUAGUUUUGACGUUUAUAUCAACCAAUAUUUGAAUAAACAGGCCUAGUGGAAACUUUGGUGAUCGUAAGAUCUGAUAAUUUACCGCUCAACCACCCUGAAGCCAUAGGCUAAAUUCUGUUUUUUUGGUCGGUCGUUGGAUUUUAGAGACAUAAAAAGGUAUGGAGGGGAAUACCUCUCCAUAUACAAAGCUAUGUGAUUUAACUACUGCAAUAGUCUACAAUUAUCAUCAAAAUUGCACUUUAUCGAGUCUGCAUGAAUUCGGCCAAAAUCGCAACAUGGAAUGCGUCGGCCUAUAUUCCGCAUACAAAAACAACACAAUAAGGUAGGCCUUAAUGCUAAUCCCAUAAAAUAUUAUUGAACACUGCAUUAAAGAUACAGUACAAUUUCCAGUAAUUUAAAUUAAUGGGAAAUAUUCCCGUAAUUUAGAAGAAUGUGACAUAAAUAAUGUAUAUAGGCCUACUACAAAACGUUCCUUUUUCUCCAUGUUUUUGGUCAAAGGAGAUUUUGUAAACAAAUAAUGACUAGCUUCAAAACUUCUUUUAAAAAGUAGGCUAAUGGAAUGCCAUUCCUUGACUACUACAGAAAACAAGUGCAAUUUGUACGUGGAAAUGUCUUGCAUGGGAUUUAUUUGCUCCACAGUUUUUUUGGUGGUCCACUCUUGAUAAUAUGCACAAAUUACAGUGUGGCUUUGGUCGAAAAGUAGAAUAUCUCUGUUGCUUAUUCCGUGUCCAGUUUGGUAACACAACAGUAGAGUGGAACGUAAUCCUAAACACUUCCCAGAGCUGAGAGAGAUAUUAUUGCUAGUUGGUUAACAGCGGCACCGUGAGAGGGUCAUAAAAGUCCUGUUAUAAUGGAAAAGCUUUCAUGUCCUACUUAUAAGACCAUCAUGUAAAUACGAGUAGGGUUCACUAGCUUGACUCUCAGAGAAACCUAUAAGUGAGUAGAAUAGUAAAAAAGUGUUUUGAAAGCCCAGUCCGGAAAGCCCAUGGAUAGGGGCUUUCCAGAUAGGGUAGAACAUAAUUGUAUUAUUGUGGGCACAGUGGCACAAUCAUAUAAUGUUGCCCUGUGACAUCUAAAUACCACUCACACCAGUCCUGUGAUACAUGAAAUUGGCUGCAUGUCUAGCUUCCUUUUGCUGAAUCUGAAUGCACAGGGCUAGCAAGCAUGUGAAUAAAACGGUCAUUGUUUUAUUACGUUAAUUUUUUGUCUUGUGAAAGUAGUUCUCAGCCUCUGUUGAGUAUGUCACUAGCGCUGGAUAUUGCAAUGAUCAUAUACCCACUACGGAAAUUAUUUUCAAAAUAACACCAAAGUAAAAGUAAUUUCUUCUCAGAGUUGUAUUUAUAGGUGGUGUAUAUGCAUAAUCUUAAAUAAAUUGUAAUCAUGUUGAGUUUUUCAUGCACGUUUUUUUGAUACAGAGCCUUACAAACUGUAAAAUAUUGUUUAAUCAACAACAUUUCAGAUGUAUUUGUGUAACAUAUUCUUAUCAGUCCUCUGUCUCCCUGUGUAGUUCCAAGCGUUUAGUAACCCUAGCCCGAGGACUGUCCCCGGCCUAUCUGAGGUUCGGAGGAAAGAGAACCGACUUCCUCCAGUUCCACAACCUGAAGAACCUUGCCAAGUUCAGAGGCCCCGGCCCAGAUUACUACCUAAAGAACUACGAAGAUGGUGAGUUAGGCAUUAUGGAUUUGAUUAUUCAUUUACAAAAAUGUUAAAGACUAAUUUUUUUAUCUUUAUUUCUUGUGUUGUUUUCCCAAUUUGAUUAUAAAAUGUUUUGAGAUGUUUAAAUGUACUUUAGAUACAGUUGAAAUCUUCUAUGGCCAUGUUUAACCAUAGGCCUAUACUUGUUCUGUAGCAAUUGAAAUUCAAACAAGCUUCAUUAGCAUGAUAAACACAUUUAAACUAGAAUGAGCCAUUCUUGGUCUCUGUGUCCACCCUCAGACAUAGUGCGUAGUGACAUCGCCCUGGACAAGCAGAGGGGC